CAAAUCCGUUGUCUGUGCCGCGAGCGUGAAGGUCUGGAAGAGAUUGAGCGCAUGGGAGGCGAGAUUAUGCAAGUCAACUAUCAGGACGAGAACAAGCUCCGCCAGGCUAUGAAGAAUGCCCGCUGCGUGUUUCUGAUUCCCGAGAAUUCGUCUCAGCGAAUGAAGGAAGCUGAAAACGUGAUCAAGGCUGCCAAACAGGAAAACGUGGAACACAUGGCGAUGAAGUCAAUGAUUGGGGUUGAGCACAUCAAACAGCAAGACCGUGAACGCCUCCGCCAUAUGCACGAGUACCACCAGAUCGAACAGAAGCUCAAGCAAGAAUUCAAAGGCGAGAAGCACUGUGUGAUCCGCACCCCGAUCAACAACCAGCUCUUUUACUUGAUGACGCCCAUGGCCGAGGAAAAGCAAGCGCUUUGCCUGCCGGUCAAGAAGGAUGCCAAGUUUGGCUGCGUCGACCUGCGCGACGUGGUGGAUGCCAUCGCGAACCUGGUUCGUGAAAAGAUGGGCCAGCCGUCGUUCGCCAGCCAAAAGCAAAUGUACCAGUUCACGCCUCCCCAGAACUUCAAGGGCGAGGAGAUUGCGCGCGGCAUGGCGAUGGUCGUCGACAAGAGCCCGGAGGAGUUCAAGUUCCAGCAAAUCGACAAAAAGGAAUGGCAAAAGUAUAUGCGUGAGCGUCGUGAGGACCACCGUUUCAAAGAGCGUCCCCAGGAGGAGCAAGGCACCGAGAAGCCCUACACGAUGCCUAUCGGCCGCUACUUUAACGAUGAUCUUGUCGAGAUGCUCUAUGAAUGGUUCGAGCUUGCCUCGCAAGGCCAUGCGGAUGUCACGACCAAGGACUUGCAAGAAGUGCUGCAGCAUGAACCCAGAGACUUGCAAGAGUACUUUAAGAGCAACCGCGACCAGUUCCGUCGCUUCCGCUGAAUUUAGGGAGUACUCGAGUCUGCCUUUCCAGCCGUCAUCUUCAGCACCACCAUGGCAGUAUUAUCAGUAGUUAGUCAAUUCAUAACAAUACCUGUCUCUCUCUCUCU
Zychaea mexicana is the source of this 1028-nucleotide messenger RNA. RefSeq lists its product as uncharacterized. The coding region runs from base 52 to 921 and encodes 289 amino acids. The record is from RefSeq and is a predicted model, not a curated record. NCBI's taxonomy places the organism in Eukaryota, Fungi, Mucoromycota, Mucoromycetes, Mucorales, Lichtheimiaceae. The transcript is spliced from 2 exons.